Messenger RNA from Cajanus cajan (pigeon pea), 914 nucleotides. RefSeq names its product calmodulin-binding transcription activator 2. Gene Ontology annotation, cellular component: nucleus. The record is from RefSeq and is a predicted model, not a curated record. NCBI's taxonomy places the organism in Eukaryota, Viridiplantae, Streptophyta, Magnoliopsida, Fabales, Fabaceae. Gene Ontology annotation, molecular function: double-stranded DNA binding; transcription coregulator activity. Gene Ontology annotation, biological process: regulation of transcription by RNA polymerase II.
GUUGUGACUAGUGAUAACGAAGUUCGGCCCCUGCUUUCUUUCCUCCUCCAUCAUAUUAUUGUUGAUGACUUUGUCUUGAUUUGCUAUGCUUUGAUUGACAUGGAUAUUCAGCAAAUAAUAUUAGAAGCAGAGCAUCGAUGGCUACGUCCGGUUGAAAUUUGUGAAAUUUUCAGCAAUCGUAACAAGUUUCUACUUGCUCCAGAACCUGCAUAUAUGCCACCAAGUGGUUCACUUUUCCUGUUUGAUCGGAUGGUGGUGAGAUUCUUCAGAAAGGAUGGCCAUAACUGGAGGAAGAAAAAAGAUGCAAGAACAGUCAGAGAAGUUCACGAGACACUAAAGGUUGGAAAUGUCGAUGUGUUGAGCUGCUACUGUGCCCAUGGAGAAGAAAAUGAUAAUUUUCAAAGACGCACGUAUUGGAUGCUUAAAGAAGAACUCUCUCAUAUUGUUCUCCUCCAUUAUCUGCAAGUGAAGGUCGAAAAGCAGCUGAUGGCUGGUUCCAGCAACAAUCCAACUUCUGGAUAUUUCAGAAGUGAGAUAUCGCAGAAUGGGAUAGAUUUCUACAAUAGGAAUGAUGAAAGAUUGUAUGAAGGAUUAGAUAAUGAAAGCCUGAAUUGGGAGGAGGUACUUAGCUAUUAUGAGCAAUUCCAUGAUCAUAGGAAUGAUGAAAGAUUGCAUGAAGGAUCAUAUAAUGAGAUGCAGAAUUGGGAGAAUGAUAGCUCAUAUAAGCAAUUUCGAGGAAAACAGAAGAUAAGUGAUUCUGAAUGUUCAUGGUCCUUGUUAACUCUAAGUUCUGAUGGAGACACAGAUAUAACAUUGUCAAAUUCACACGAUUAUUCUGGUUGCUCAUAAAUUUAUCAUAUAUAGUUUCGGUUAAUAACUAUAAUAAGUUGAUGCAUUUUGAUUUUUGAUUUCUA